AUGGAAGAAAGGAGGAAGAAGGGAUUAUGUUAUUACUAUGAUGACAAGUGGUUUAUAGGGCAUAAGUGUAAGACUCCAGGAUUUUUCUAUAUGGAUGGUUUACAAGAAAUGGACUAUCAAGGUGUGCAAGAUCUUCAAUUGGGGGAAUUAACUAAUGAACAAGCUUCUCAGUUGGAAUUGCAGCAUGAGGUGGAUAGAAUUCCUGAAGGAGUGGCUGAGAUAACUCUUUAUGCCUUGUUGGACAGUCCAUCACUAGCUAUACAACAGUGUUCAACCAUUGAUGAUCUACUCCUAGAGUUUGCUAAGGUUUUCGAGGCAGAUGAGAGUUGGGGUAUGUGCAUUGAUUAUAAAUCUUUAAACAAGGCCACUAUAGAGGAUAAGUAUCAUAUUCCUAUGGUUGAUGAAUUGUUAGAUGAAUUGUGUGGUGCUGCCAUUUUCUCUAAGUUGGAUCUUAGAUCAGGAUAUCAUCAAAUUAGGAUGAAGGAGAGUGAUAUUUAUAAAACUGCAUUUAGGACUCAUGAGGGGCAUUAUGAGUUUCUUGUUAUGCCUUUUGCUCUCAAACAGGCUGUUUCCAACCCACCAGUCCUUGCUUUUCCUAAUUUUUCUAAGACCUUUGUAAUGGAGUGUGAUGCUUCAGGACUUGCAGUGGAGCUAUUUUGA
Molecule: messenger RNA, 660 nt
Organism: Quercus robur (English oak)
Lineage: Eukaryota; Viridiplantae; Streptophyta; Magnoliopsida; Fagales; Fagaceae
Exons: 4
Coding region: 1-660 (219 amino acids)
Source: RefSeq, a predicted model, not a curated record